AUGAGGGAAAUCGUGCAUAUCCAGGCUGGUCAGUGCGGCAACCAGAUUGGCGCUAAGUUCUGGGAGAUCAUCUCCGACGAGCAUGGCAUCGACCCCACCGGUGCCUACCAUGGCGAUUCGGACUUGCAGCUGGAACGCAUCAACGUUUAUUACAAUGAGGCGUCUGGCGGCAAAUAUGUGCCCAGGGCCAUCCUAGUUGACCUCGAGCCCGGCACCAUGGACUCUGUCCGCUCGGGACCUUUCGGACAGAUCUUCCGUCCGGAUAACUUCGUGUUCGGUCAGUCUGGUGCCGGCAACAACUGGGCCAAAGGUCACUAUACAGAGGGCGCGGAGCUCGUUGACUCGGUCUUAGAUGUCGUGCGUAAAGAAGCGGAGUCCUGCGACUGUCUUCAAGGUUUCCAGCUCACACACUCCCUUGGCGGAGGCACUGGCUCCGGCAUGGGAACCCUCCUUAUUUCUAAAAUCAGAGAAGAAUACCCCGACAGAAUCAUGAACACAUACUCAGUUGUACCUUCACCCAAAGUGUCAGACACAGUAGUAGAACCAUACAACGCCACACUCUCGGUCCACCAGCUCGUAGAAAACACAGACGAAACCUACUGUAUCGACAACGAGGCUCUCUAUGACAUCUGCUUCCGCACGCUCAAGUUAUCCACACCCACGUACGGCGACCUCAACCAUCUAGUGUCGCUCACGAUGUCCGGCGUCACCACCUGCCUUAGGUUCCCAGGUCAACUAAAUGCGGAUCUCCGCAAACUGGCCGUGAACAUGGUACCUUUCCCGCGUCUCCACUUCUUCAUGCCCGGAUUCGCGCCGUUGACGUCCCGCGGCAGCCAGCAGUACCGCGCCCUCACAGUCCCCGAGCUGACCCAACAGAUGUUCGACGCCAAGAACAUGAUGGCAGCGUGCGAUCCUCGCCACGGCCGCUACCUUACCGUCGCCGCCAUCUUCCGUGGCCGCAUGUCGAUGAAGGAAGUCGACGAGCAGAUGCUCAACAUCCAAAACAAGAACUCGUCGUACUUCGUCGAAUGGAUCCCCAACAACGUAAAGACCGCCGUGUGCGACAUCCCACCCAGAGGUCUCAAGAUGGCCGCCACCUUCAUCGGCAACUCAACCGCGAUCCAAGAGCUUUUCAAGCGCAUCUCGGAACAGUUUACCGCUAUGUUCAGGCGCAAGGCUUUCUUGCAUUGGUACACUGGCGAGGGUAUGGACGAGAUGGAGUUCACUGAGGCGGAGAGCAACAUGAACGACUUAGUCUCCGAAUACCAGCAAUACCAGGAGGCCACCGCCGAUGAGGACGCAGAGUUUGACGAAGAACAAGAGCAAGAGAUUGAAGACAACUAA
Molecule: messenger RNA, 1344 nt
Organism: Parnassius mnemosyne (clouded apollo)
Lineage: Eukaryota; Metazoa; Arthropoda; Insecta; Lepidoptera; Papilionidae
Source: the annotation of a GenBank genome assembly